Messenger RNA from Manis javanica (Malayan pangolin), 2326 nucleotides. It is a transcript of the gene RNF151, whose product is annotated as ring finger protein 151. Gene Ontology annotation, molecular function: zinc ion binding. Lineage: Eukaryota; Metazoa; Chordata; Mammalia; Pholidota; Manidae. The record is from RefSeq and is a predicted model, not a curated record.
GUAGAACUUGAGUUGUGGAGGUCGGCAGGUGACUCCUAAGGUCCCACACUCCUUAAGUGGUAGAACCAGGCUUGACACCCUGAUGGGUCUAUCACACCUCAUACCUUACCUCAGCAAAGUGUCUUGAGCUGGAGGCAAGUGAGUCUGGGCCACAAUCCACUGGCAAGGACAGGAGUGCAAGGUCCAUAGCUCAAACGUUUGCUGUGGCUGCUAUUGCUCUUGGGGCAGGGUUAGGGUCUUUGGGACUCUCUACCCUCUGACCUCAUCUUCCUUUCCUACUGCUACUCCCAUAGCACUGAACCUGCAGUCGUUUAUUCCUACAUGCUGGUUUCACAGACUAGACUUGACUUCCCCUCCCCUUUUCUCAUAGGCCCGCCAAGAUGAAGAUGCCCUGGGAGGCUUUCCCACAGGCCAGGCCUCCCUACUGUGGUACCAGGGGCUAAAUGGAAUCUGGCCCUCACGUCCCUUGUCUACUUAGAGCUAGCACCAUGGGUCCUAAGAGACUUGAGAUGGAUCGAUGCCAAAAGCCUCUGAGCUCUUGGAGGUCUGUCCACCUGGGCAGCACUGUAUUUGAGGAAGGACAGGGAAACAGUUCCUGCUGAAGCCUCACCCUUGGGGAAACAACUCCCAGAAGCUUAGUUCCUGGCCUUUCAGCUACCCCCAAGGCAGGGGCUCCAAGGGUCCUGUCCCUGGUCCAUGCUGUUCUGUCCUCUUCUGUGACCCUUUGGAGAGGGGAGCAAGAGCCAGAUAAUGCAGAUAAUGCAGGGUCCCACAGGGCCCUGGACCAGGGCUGUGAUUGACCUGAGCUGGACAAUGCCACUGUGAUGUCAGUCCACUCCUGCUGUGAAAUGGAGGCUCUUGAGUCCCAGGAAUCAGUGAAGCUGACAUCUAAGACAAAUAUGGUGAGUGGUCCUGGACUCUGGCCAUUAGAUUUGUGCCUGACUCCAGAGAUCUGCCUAGAACGGGACCCCAUUCCUCAGAAGGGGCAGACAGUGGGUUACAGGUUCACAAUGGGAGGAGGAAAUCUUUCAGAAGGCUCUGUCCAGGUGUGACUCGAGGCCAAGGCCAGCUUCUCCAGCUGGGGGUUUGUAGUCAAGGGAGAUCUUAACCUCAGCUGCCCCCUCAAAUCAACAGUAGGGAGUCCUCACAUGGCCCAUCUCCCCACCCAAAGCUUCCCUGGUCUCCCUCCGGGCAUGUGGAGUGGGGGGUGCUGUUGGCCUCCUCCCCAUCUCCGACCUGCAGAUAAAGGAGGCGACGCGAUGAGAUAUCGAGGUCCUGAGUGGGCCAGCCAGGGGACUCGAGGCACACCAGCUCAAGAGUGGUGCUGGAAAGGCACCUCUCAUGUUUAUUGAGCAGGCAUCACAUUCUCGAGUGGGUUAGCGAAUUUCUAGACAAUGAUUAACGUGCUUUAGGUCGCUGGGGCAAGUCGUCGCUGGCGCCAGACAAUGAGGGGGUAGCGGUAAGAAACAUCUCGGUUUAGUUUUAGUGAGCUGCGGCCUGCACCAGAUUCCAAGGGAGGCAAACAAUUCCCAUAGAAACAGAAUGAUCUAUGGGUGGCAACCCACAGGGGGCUAGAUCCUGGUCCCAGCCAGGCUCUGAUGCUAGCCUUGUCUUACACAGUGGUGUGUAUGACCUCAACCUCUUCACUAGCCCUCCCAACUGCAACUUGUGCUCUGUCUGCCAUGGGGUCCUCAAGAACCCAGUGAGGUUGCCAUGCAGCCACAUCUGCAAGAAGUGCAUCCUCUGCUGGCUAUUCAGACAAAAGACCUGUCCAUACUGCAGGAAAGAAGUAAAAUGGAAAAAGGUAGUCCGUGUGAAUAAACUCUGGAAGAUCAUUGGCCACUUAGAAGUCAGGCUAUGCAAGAACGCUGAAGCUGGCUGCUUGGUGACGUUCCCCCUGGCCCAUCACAAAGAGCACCAGGACUCAUGACCUUUCGAGCUGAUGGCCUGCCCCAACGAGGGCUGCCCAGCUCGGGUGCCGCGUGGGUCCCUGAUUGAGCACCGGCAGCGCAGCCAGCAUGGUGCCCAGCAGCGCUGCUGUGGCUGUGGGGCCACCCAGGGCCCCUCCAGGCGUGCCCCUCCAGGCUGCCAAAUCUUAGGGCUGGGCGUGCUGCGGCGCAUGAGCAAGGUGCACCGCACCAUCAACCUCUUUCACCGGCAGCUGGCGGCUGGAGACUUCCUGGAGGAGGACGACGCCUUGCUCAUGGGCUCCUCGCAACAGGAAGCCCAGACCAUCCCAGAAGGCAGUACUGGGGCUGAGCUGUGGAGAGCCCGGGGCCAAGAUACCUUGUAAUAGAGAGUAAAUAAACGUGGAGCCCAGGUCCGG